This is a messenger RNA of Lacerta agilis (Sand lizard), 4356 nucleotides long. Its product is annotated as vascular endothelial growth factor receptor kdr-like. The transcript is spliced from 30 exons. Gene Ontology annotation, molecular function: vascular endothelial growth factor receptor activity; ATP binding. Gene Ontology annotation, biological process: positive regulation of kinase activity; multicellular organism development; vascular endothelial growth factor receptor signaling pathway. The coding region runs from base 97 to 4077 and encodes 1326 amino acids. Gene Ontology annotation, cellular component: plasma membrane; signaling receptor complex. NCBI's taxonomy places the organism in Eukaryota, Metazoa, Chordata, Lepidosauria, Squamata, Lacertidae. The record is from RefSeq and is a predicted model, not a curated record.
UGUUUGCUGCUCAAGCGGGCAUCCUUUGGCAGUCCUCCUCCUCCUCCUCCUCCUCCUGGCACCUUUCUGAAGAAUCCGCUUCAACUGCAACUGAAAAUGUUGCCAGACCUCAGGAUUUCCCUGCUGCUUUCCCUUCUGCAUGGACUGCUGUUGCUUCAAGGUCAUGCGAAGGAACUGCGGCUGAUGAAACCGGAGUUAAACUUGAACAGUGACCAUAUUACAGUUGCUGCCGGAAAGCCUUUCACAAUCACUUGCCGGGGCUCGCCUGGUUUGACUUGGAUCUGGAGAAAUGACCAGUACAAGGAUGGCAAUCGGUGGCAGGUAUUCGAAAAGAAAUGCCCAGACAGGUCACAUCACACCUGCAGCACCCUUGUGGUCAACCGAGCUGUUGCCAAUGACACAAGCUACUUCACCUGCCUUUACAGUGACCUUCCAUCAAACAAAGAACUCAAGGCCAAGUUAUACGUUUUCGUCAGAGAUAACACACAGCCUUUUGUAGACUUCCGCCCAAGUGUUCCUGAUGUUAUCUUCGUACACAAUGCUACAGAAGUGAUCGUGCCUUGCCGGGUCACCUCGCCGGAUAUCACACCAACGCUCCUGCUGCAUCCUUCCAGCAGUGCUGUGAGGUCUGUGAAGAUGGAAUGGGACCCCAAGAGAGGAUUUGUGGUCACUUUGCCCUCCUAUGAGUUCUUCAGUGGCAUGCUCAAGUGUGUUGCUACGGUCAGGGGAGACGAAUACACAUCCUACUAUGUGCCACAGAAAGUAGAGACAAGGAUACAGAACCUGGUUCUCAAAACAAGUCCCCAGAAGCUGCUGGUUGGAGACAACCUUAACCUGGAAUGCAGAGCGGAGACAUUUUUCAAUGGACGCAUUGAAUUUGUAUGGACAAUUCCUGGAAGGACUGAAACCAAGGUUGAAAAUAUAUACGACCGAAGUGAGUCAGUCUAUAAAGCUUCUUCUCAUGUGGUCAUCAAGAAUGUUACAAUGGAAAACAGAGGGUUGUAUGUAUGCAGAGGCAUAAUUGCCAAUAUAACACAAUUAAAAUCAGAGGCCAACAUCACUGUAUACAGGGAAGCUUUCAUCAAAGUUUCCUUUAAGAAAAUCAACCCCUAUGAAGUUAUCGAAGGGCAAAAGAUGUUGAAAUUGUCUUGGAAGGUUCAAGCUGUCCCCCGCCCUAUAGUGACCUGGUACAAGGAUGGCAAGAAGCUGACCAAUUCGAACAGUGACUGCUAUGAACUAGAUCCAGUGAAGUACAGGCUUAUCAUAAGGGACGUGAAACCAAAGCAUGCUGGGAAUUACACCAUAACCCUGAGCAACACUAAGCAUAAUCUCCAUGAACAACACACUGUCGAGCUGGAUGUAUUAGAGAGACCCAGGAUUUAUGAAAAGGAGACAGAUUUUUCUAAAAUGGAGCUGGUCACAAAAGGAGGAGAGCAGAGCCUCCAGUGCACAUCAAGUGGGAACCCUCUGCCCACCAUACAUUGGGAAUGGGAGCCAUGCAGUCAUGAAGACAACCUAUGCAAGCAACGAGGGAAAAGGAUCAAGGUGGAAGAAACCAUUGGCCAUGAAAUCACCUACCCAGCAAAUAAAAUCAAGUCCAUUGAACCUAAGUACAUAAGACAUGGCAAUAAAUUAAAGAUCAUAAGCACCCUGGAAACCACAGCAAGCAAUGUCUCUGGGGUCUAUUUCUGUGUGGCUUCCAACAAGGUUGGCACAGAAGAAAGAAGCAUUAGAUUCUAUGUCUCAGAUGUGCCAUCCCAACUACAGACUGAGCCACAAAUCACAGCCAUUGUAGCAAGCAAUGUCCAGUUGACCUGCAAGUCCUCCAAGUACAUCUACAACCACCUCUCUUGGUACAACCCCACCUUGCAGGCCAUUCCUGAUGCUUUGAUGCAGAAGAAGGUGGACAACUAUUCAAUCUACUUGACAUUGGGCCUUAAGAAUGUCUCGCAGGCCCACGCUGGCCUAUACAGGUGCAGAGCUCGAAGCCACCCAAAUAGCACUGAGGGGCUGGAGAAAAACACCAUGCUCAACAUCAAAGUUAAGACUGUGCCUUACAUUAUGGAGAACUUCACAGACUUCGAAGUUAAUGUUAGUGGGAAAAUUGUUCUGGAGUGCAAAGUGAAUGGGACACCCAAACCCACAAUUGCUUGGCUGAAAAAUGGCUAUCCAAUUGCGCCUGCUUCAGGAAUUUCCAUGGAAAACAACACCCUGGUGAUUGAGCGAGUGAAAAAGGACGAUGAGGGUCACUAUAAGUGCAAGGCCAUCAAUGAAAUGGGCCAAGACAGCACCCAGGCAUUUAUUAAAAUAGAAGGCUCCGAGGAAAAGUCCAACAUUGAAGUAAUCAUUUUGGUUUGCACUGGUUUAGCAGCCACCCUCUUCUGGCUCCUCCUCACCCUCUUCAUACGGAAACUGAGAAAACCAGAUGCCACAGAUAUUAAAACAGGAUACUUGUCAAUCAUAAUGGAUCCUGAGGAGAUGCCGCUUGAUGAGCAGUGCGAGCGUCUCCCAUAUGACAGCAGCAAGUGGGAAUUCCCAAGGGACCGUCUGCGGCUGGGUAAAACUCUGGGUCAUGGUGCUUUUGGGAAAGUGGUGGAGGCAUCUGCUUUUGGCAUAGAUAAAUCUUCAACCUGCAAAACUGUCGCUGUUAAAAUGCUUAAAGCAGAGUGCUCAACGACCAACGAGCGCAAGGCUUUGAUGUCUGAACUGAAGAUCCUCAUUCAUAUUGGACACCACCUGAAUGUCGUCAACCUGUUGGGUGCCUGCACCAAGCCAGGAGGUCCUUUGAUGGUCAUUGUAGAAUACUGCAAGUAUGGAAAUCUGUCUAAUUACCUACGAGGAAAACGAGGAGACUUCAUCGCAUGCAAGCCUCAGGAAAAUCCAGACCCUGCAGAGAAAGAGCUGGAAGCAUACAUCAGUGAUUUAACAGAACUGAUCAAGAGGCGCCUGGAGAGCGUGGCAAGCACAGGAAGCUCUGCAAGCUCAGGAUUCAUUGAAGACAAGAGUUACACAGACUCAGAAGAAGAGGAGGAAGAUGUUGAAGAUCUCUACAAGCGCCCCCUGACCUUGGAGGACUUGAUUUGCUACAGCUUCCAGGUCGCCAAAGGCAUGGAGUUCUUGGCCUCCAGGAAAUGCAUUCACAGGGAUCUGGCAGCCAGGAACAUCCUGCUGUCUGAAAACAAUGUGGUGAAGAUCUGUGACUUUGGAUUGGCCAGAGAUAUUUACAAAGAUCCCGACUAUGUGCGGAAAGGCGACGCGAGACUUCCUCUGAAAUGGAUGGCUCCAGAAGCUAUUUUUGACAAAAUUUACACCACUCAGAGUGAUGUUUGGUCUUUUGGUGUGUUGCUGUGGGAAAUAUUUUCUCUAGGGGCGACACCAUAUCCAGGUGUGCAGAUUGAUGAGGACUUCUGUCGACGCCUCAAGGAAGGGACAAGGAUGAGAUCACCAGAGUAUUCAACUCCAGAAAUCUACAAGACCAUGCUGGAUUGCUGGCACGGAGUCCCGACAGAGAGGCCCACCUUCUCCGAACUUGUGGAACGUUUAGGAGACUUGCUCCAGGCAAAUGUUCAACAGGAUGGGAAAGACUACAUCCCACUGAACAUUACGUUGUGCCCAGAUGGAGAUUCCAAACCCAAAAUCAGCAUCCUUGAAGAGAAUGUGAGGAAGGGUUUUCAUCGCUGGAGUACACUGGAAGCCUAUAUUAACCCCAAGAAUCGGCCACUCAGUGUGAAAACAUUUGAUGAGGUGUCAGUGAAGAAAGAAAAAAGAUUGCAUGAGGAAUGCGAGUCAGAUAGUGGGAUGGUGCUGACUUUGGAUGAAAUAAAAAGCCGGAAGAGAUUGGAGAUUCGUUCUUGGCCUUAUGGAAUCAUGGCUCUGGCGAGAAAGGCCAUCAACAAGAGCAAAGAGUCUGUAUUCUCAGAGAACGAGCGCAAGGCUGUGAAGUACCUGUCAGCAACACAGGUGAACGAUGCCGUCCAGGAACAGUAUGUUCUCCUGCCAGUCGAUCCCACCCUGGAGUGCCACAGCCCACCUCCUGACUACAACUCAGUAAUUCAGUACUCUGCUCCUCCAGUGUAACUGGCUCAGGGCUGAUCCUCUUCAUUUUACACAUCUUCGACCAUACAGUAUAUUCAUCAGGCUUCCUAUUUGUGCUGCCUGCUUAAUGGAACCAGUGUGGUGUGUUUUUCAUGCAAAAAAGGGGGGAUAAGAGAUCACACUCUUAUCCAGGUCCAUCUGUCUAAGGUAUUAAACCCCCAAAGCAGGUAGAAGUCCUUUGAAGAGCAGCUGUCUUAAAGGGUAUAUUUCUGCUGAUCUAGCUCUUAUUUUCUAACCUUCUGCACAGCAAAUUUGUUUAAA